UUGGUGGUUAGUCGUCUGCUAGAGGUUUUCCGCUGCUGUUCAGAGUUCUGCCUGCUGUGCGAAACGAAACACGAUCUCGGCUGGGGCGUGGGUGCUAUUUUUAUCAUGUGAAUCUGUUCAGUAUUUUUAGACGUCGACGGUCUAAUUUUAAAAUAAAUUUGGAACUGGUAGUCGGAACGAUGGAGUAAUAUGGCCGACUUGGCGGAUAAAAUCGACGACCUGAUAUGUAGUUUUGAAGGUGGUGGCGAUACUACAAUGGAUACAGUGGCUAUGCUAAUGUUCGGUUGGAUGGUGUUUGGUCUUUUUGUUCUUGGUAUUUGUAAAUUCAUCUAUGCAAAGUACAUUCGUGGUGGAAAUUGGAAGGGGAGCAAUGCGGUACCCCCAAUAACCACAACUGCCAGUGUCAUUGAUGAACAUCCAGUCAAAGCCACAGCUGCCAAAGAGUUAAGAAGUUCAGCUUCUUCUGGAGGGGCUUAUGUCCCUCCUACCCCUCCUGUUCGCAAGAGAAUUGGUUCAACGAAACGAGGCUCUUCAGUUGGGCCCUUGAAAAAUGCCCCUAAGAUAUCCCCUGUAACUUUGCCGCCCCCUGCCACUGGUCCAGACCCCGAAGCGGUGCAUUGGGUCAACCAAGUAUUUGCCUGGUUAUAUUCCGAUCCUGUUACGCUCAAUGAACUGUUGGGAGUUUGGGUCCAAUCCCUAAAUGAGUCUACAAGGAAGUCGGUAGCAGAGGCUGGUGUUGGAGUGGAGUUUGUUCGUAUUUUACCUGAGACUCAUGCUCCAACUCUUACAAAUAUCUUUGCUGAGUGUGAUUCAAGAGAUGAUGUUACCAUUACCUGUGACUGUGAUGCUACACCUGCUCUUCAGCUUAAAGCUUUUCGUCAGAAAGGAGAGAAGGUGGAAGUAUCCCAUUAUCGAGUAAAUGUGAACAGAUUUCGAGCACGUUUAAAUAUUGUUUGCAUCACUGAGAAACUACUUGCUGAUUUGAAAUGUGAUGGCUGGCCAGAAAUUAAAGUAUCUCUUGCACCAGUGGGCAGUAUAAAAAAUAAUCUAGAUGAACAGCAACUUCAAGAUGUUAUAAUUGAAAUUGUUUCUACUGCAAUUAGAAUGUCAAGCGUUCAUUUGAAUCUUAGCCUGUACCCUGACUUUCCACAUUUUUCGCGACACGCCCUUCAAGCACCUCACGUCCUACCAGUACACUAUGACAGCAUGAUGAGAACACCAUUCUCUGGUGCCGUCCCAGGUGGUAGAUCUGCUGGUGGACGUCGACUUCUCGUCAAAGUUAUUAAAGCUCAGGGCUUAGGAGCCAAACAAGGCUGUAAGGAACCUUAUUGCAUUGUCGAAAUGGAUGAACCAGCUCAGAAGUACCAAACUUCUAUGAAAAAAGACACAGACAGUCCUGUAUGGGAUGAACACUUCCUCUUUGAUGUCUCCCCAAAUACUGCAGAGCUGCUCUUUGAGAUUUAUGACAGAAGUGGUCUCACUCAAACAACUGCUUCAGCUCGAACUGGCAAAUUUUUGGGGCUGGGUAUUGUGGGAGUAGAAGAACUGCUCAUAAAUCCAAGUCAACGACAAGUAAUAUCUCUACAGUCACGCCCCUACGAGGCUGACCCUGUCUCUGGCACACUAACAGCUGAGUUCCUGUUUAUCGAAGGAGCUGACAUUCCUGCUUUUGGUGGUACACCAUACAAAUUAAAAGAAACGCUGAAGACAACAUCGCCAUCAGGAGCAGUUAUCACCACCACUAAAACGGUGUUUGCUAACUCUGGAGAGCACCAACUAUCCAAUGGUGGUGAACGAGUAACUGAAUCCGCAUUGAAGGAACUUGAGCUUCAAAGCAGAGGACAACCUUUGCAGACAGAUAAGAGCACACUUAUCAUUCAUAGCGUUCAGCGGCAGGGACCUCGUCAACUUGUCAAGGUUGAACAAAGAAAGAAUGGACGCUGGCAUGAAGUUGAUCAGUCUGGUUUUGGCCUGCAAUCUCCUCAGCAAGUUGCUUUGCAACAGCAGCAACAGCAGCAACAGUUGCAGCAGCAACAACAGCUUAACACCACCCCACAUGUAGGACCUGAUGGAGAUCAUUUAACCAGCACUGAUGACCGUGGUCGCAGUCGUAGGAAAAAAAGAGACUUUUUUGGUACAAUCAAGAGGCGGUUGAACCGCUCUAAGGUUCGCUCAAAAUCUGUUGACCCGGGAGAUAAUGAAAACAGAGACCAAUCUCCCAGUGCUUUAAGUCGAUCAAUAUCAGCUGAUCGUGCACAUGAUGGUUCACAACACUCCUCAUCAGAUCAUUGGAUAAUAGAAGUUCGACAUGAUUCACACUCCUCACUGAAUGAUUUAGAUGGUUACUUAACUGUGCCUGGACUCCGUGCCGAUUCAACUCGUUCAAGUUUAAGUGAGGCUUCUGGUGUUAGUGGUGCAUCCACUCGAACUUAUAUAAAUGAAGCAUCCAAUCUAGUUUUGGAAACUUUGGAGAAUGGCAUUCACAAGUACUACUUGGUUCCAUUAUCGUUAGCUCAGAAGACAAAGUGGAGGAAGAAAGGUACUAAACUUCAUAUUUUCAAUGAUCACACUUUCAUUGCUAAGCAUCUGACAGGAGGAACGGUGUGUCAAAUAUGCGGCAAGACUGUGGCUCGGCGCAUUGGAAAACAGGGUUAUGAAUGCAGAGAUUGCUUACUGAAGUGUCAUAAGCAAUGUCAUGUCAAAGUGGACACGACAUGCCCCAACUCCAACAUUCAAAAUAUUGAACUUCAGAGGUACCCAAUUAUAAGGUCUCUCCUCCCUGUACUGAGUGAAUAAAUCGUUGCUGCCAUAUGACAAUGCAGAGUCCUCAACUGAUUCGCCAAGUUCUCACAAGACAAAGCAAGACCAAGCUGAAGAAGAUUGAAAAGUUAUCAUAGGCAGCUGCCUUUCUGAAUCUCUCUUUAUAUCUCUCUCUUAUUUGAAAAUUCCAUUUCAUCUUUUUUCCCCUUUACUUCAAUGCUCAGCAAUAUUUGCAGUCGAAUGCCUUUCAAGUAAUUUGAUUUUCUAUAUUGAUUCCUGCCUCCCAGUUUUAAUAACGCUUUGAAGUAUCCUUACUAAGCUUCCAUGUCAGAGAGAGGACCUUGUGUCAAAUUUUUAAUACUAACAGUUUUAGUAGCAUAGCAUGAUGUAAGAUUUUGUGAAACAAAUGUGUCAAAUGCUACAAUUUAAAGGUGGAAUUGUUAGUCCCAUUUAAUUGUGUUACCUGCUCACAGUUUUGUACUUAAUACAAUCUUCAGGUAUAGUGAAGGUUUAUCUUAUCUUACUCUUUGAUAUUGUGAUUUAUCUGAGACUGAAAUUCCAGAUAAUUUGAGUCAAAUUCCAAAAACCUAUGAAAUCAAAGGUUAACUGAUAAGGUAGAUGACUUUUGGUUUCUUGAAACGUGUGCUUUUGUCAUGAUGCACGAAAUUAACUCACUUUGGUUUUAUUUCUGGACAAUACUUAAGUUUCUAUAAACAUUUAAUCAUUGCGAUGUAGUGCACGCAUCCUAUGUUUUGAGUUCAUUUCCUUUGAAAUGAUGAAAUGACCUAAAUGAGUUGUUUGACUGUUUCAUCAUUUGAUGACUCAUGAUCAGUCUUACCACAUAUUCUCUAUUCAAAUAAAUUAUCUGUUCAUUGGCUUUCAAUGACAUAGCAAAUUAUAUCAUGUUCUUAAGACUUAUAUUUUUCGCUUGAAUCUAACUUGUACUUAAAUCUAAACUACUACGGAGCCCAAUAUCCUGCCCGGGAGUUGUGGUUCCUGUAUCUACUGCUAUUGCAGAAAUGCUGAAUUCACUAGUGAUAUAGUGUACAGUGCUAGGUUGUGUUAUAUACCAGCAGCUCUUAUCUUGUUGAAGUGUAUCAGGCAAUAUGGUAUUGAUUAUUACUUUUAUUGUUUGGUGACAUUUUAUUUGAAGUGUCACGUCUUCACCAUGCGUACAAUGUAUAAUACUUCUUACUGUUCUUUUGUUAAGUACUGUGCGUACAAUGUAUGAUAUAUAUUUACUUUUGUUUUUUUGGUGCUUUUGUUAUGAUUAUGUUGAUUUUAUUUUUUAAUUUCUUGUUUCUGAAGAUCUUGAUAUUCCCUCUCUCAUAUUUCAAUUUUAAUCCUUACUGAACUACUAUUCCAUCGGUGAAGAUAAUGACUCAUCGAUACCAUGACAUGCAUAUUUGACUCUGUUUUUUCCUUUAUUUUUGCAAUCUCAUAAUGCAGCAGUUUUGCAUUUUCUGUUUCACUGUGUAAUGUGGCAUGAGUUACCAAAGUCUUAAGUCUUGUAUUAGCAAAGAUCUGAAUUAUUUCCUUUCUGCUCCAACGAUUUAUCGUGUAUCUUUUUUAUGUCUUUCAAACAAAAAGGACUCUUAGAUACUGUGUGGUUACAAAGGGAAACAGUAGUGUAUGAAUUAAAGAGUAUGACAAUGAAUAUUUGUGUUAUGUCCAAGAUUAUGUCUGAUCCAAUAUAUCUGGAUUUACCAUUUGAUUUUAAAAGACAGUUUAUUAAAGUAAAAAGUUUUUAAAGAUUUUUUGGUGUUAAAUAUGUGUAUGCUAUGUAAGUUCUAUUUGUUUCUUUGUUUAUUUAUUGUUAUGUGAUGAUGUUCCAAGUGUUAAUAACAUUGAUUUUAAAGUAAUUUCAAUAUUAAAAAAAAACUGUUAAUGACAUGAAUGAAAUUAAUGUAGAAGACAUCGAUUAUCCCUGUUUGUGAUAAAAGUGAGUGAGUACAUAUGUACCUCUGAAACCAUAAUUUACCUACUGUGUGAUUAUGGUUUUAUUGAACUUGCCUCCCAUGCUCAUUUUUUAACAUCAAUUGCUGAUUGUGUUGCAUAAAGCAGCAUUGUAGAGAAAGCAGGUAUCUCCAAGAACCUUCUUUUGUACUUUGUGUGGGUUUGUUAAAUGUUCUCUUUGUGUUGGGCCAAGUAGUUACACACAGUUUUCUUAUGCAUUGGUACGUAAAUUUUUAGUUGACUUGUUCUUGAAUCUCAAGUUGAGGGUGGGGAAGUAUUGGUCUACUCUCAUCUACUUAUAAUAAACAAAUCAACAGCAAUCAAUCAAGUGGAUAAUUCAUGUCGCAUUGUUGAUAUGGAAAAACAACAUUUUAAAUAUCCAGACUCUUUCUAUCACUCUGCAUUUUAAAUGUGAUUUGUCUAUUUCAAUAGAUUCUUUUCAAUCCAUUUUAUUAAAGUUUGUCACAUGAAAGACACAUGCAUGACAGACCAGGAUUAAUACUUUAUCUGUAGUGUGCCCUCUGAAUUUUGUUUUGUUAAUUGUUUUUCUGUGUAAUCCCUAUGUAACCCAUGAUUAAGAGAAUAGAGAAUAAGCGAUUGCAAUUGGAUAGGAAAAGUGAACCACAAUGCCCUUACACUAUCUAUCUCAAUAUUUGCAUGCUGUGGAAUUUCUCUACUCAUUGGGUGCCAUGUAUCCCUCUUUGUUCAAAUGCUUCUGUGGUGCUUGUAUGUUCCCACUAAACUAGUCAAAACUAUGAGGUGUAUGUAUAUUGCUGGUGACGUGGUGAUGGCUUUGCUUGAAGACAAUCUUGUGUCCACUGCAACUGUACUUUCUGGAAUCAAGUACUACAUGUUUAAAAAAAAGAAA
Molecule: messenger RNA, 5584 nt
Organism: Frankliniella occidentalis (western flower thrips)
Lineage: Eukaryota; Metazoa; Arthropoda; Insecta; Thysanoptera; Thripidae
Exons: 20
Coding region: 190-2796 (868 amino acids)
Source: RefSeq, a predicted model, not a curated record